Molecule: messenger RNA, 3246 nt
Organism: Penicillium verhagenii
Lineage: Eukaryota; Fungi; Ascomycota; Eurotiomycetes; Eurotiales; Aspergillaceae
Product: acetyl-CoA synthetase-like protein
Exons: 2
Coding region: 1-3246 (1081 amino acids)
Molecular function (GO): phosphopantetheine binding
Source: RefSeq, a predicted model, not a curated record
AUGGGCGAGUUCAUCAGUUGCAACAGCGACGCGUCAAACACGAUGACCAAGAAUAACAUGAACGUCUUCGGUACGCUUACCGACUCCGAUAACGAACCGCUUCUAGGGGGCGAAUGCGGCAAACGCUUAAUGCCCCAGAUCAUCGAUGCAACCGCUAUAGCGACUCCAGAUGUCGCUUGCAUGUUCGUCCCCCGCACACUCGGCAACCCCCGCGACGGCUGGAAGCCUGUGAGCUGGGCCCAAGUCGCCAGCGCUGUCAACUAUGUGGCUCACAUGUUGGUCGAGCAAGUCGGGACACCGAUCCCUGGUGAUUUCCCCACGAUUGCCUUCAUGGGCCUCGAAGACCCGCGCUACGUGAUCUUUCUCAUGGGCGCAAUUAAGGCGGGGUAUAAGGCUCUGUUUAUCUCGCCGCGGAAUUCCGUCGAGGCACAGGUUCACCUGUUUAACAAGACGGACUGUGAUAACCUAUACUAUGACCAGUCGCUGGCUUCCAUGGUGGCUCCGUGGGUUGCCGGACGCGCGGGGAUGAAGAGCUUCGCAAUUGCUCCUUUGGACGAGUGGGUGGCUGCGGAGGUUGCCCCGUUCCCGUAUACAAAGAGCUUCGCCGAAGCCGAAUGGGAGCCCUUUGUGGUGCUUCAUACUAGCGGUAGCACGGGUCUACCCAAGCCAGUUAUUAUUUCCCACGGCAAGCUGGCUCUGAACGACCUGCACCGUUAUGUUCCAGAGUACGAAGGCAACCUGCCGUGGUUGCCGACAUGGGGCAAAUUCGAUAAUCCGCGAUACCUCAUCACAUGUCCUCUUUUCCAUACCGCAGGAAUUGCGCCGACUGUUUUGUCAGGAUUUUACUAUAAUACUCCUCUUAUUUUCCGCGAUCCAUCUGUUCCACUCACGGGCGACAACGUGGUUGAGUGGUUGCAGAAUUCCGGCGCGACCUAUACUGUCUUGCCCCCAGCAAUUCUAGAGCAAAUGUCGCGGUCACAAGUAGCGCUCGAUGAAAUGAAGAAGUUGCAAGUCGUGGCUUUUGGAGGAGGUCCAAUCGCACCCGCUGCAGCUGCCGCACUACUCAGCAACAAUGUCAAGCUAGUCAACGCCAUCGGCGCAACCGAGUUGAUCUACAUGCCGUAUUACACGCAACCAGACUCAUCUCUCUGGGCUUGGUUCAUCAUCCCGACAGAAAUGCUAGGUAUUGAGUGGCGACCCUUCGGCGAGGACACAUACGAGCAAGUCUUUAUUCGGCAGAACAAGGGCCACCCCGGUAACCAGACAUGCUUUUACGUCUUCCCCGAGUUGGAUGAGUACAGCACAAAUGAUCUAUAUCGCCCGCAUCCGACUCUACCAAACCACUGGACUUAUGUGGGCCGCGCCGACGACAUUAUAGUCUUCUCCACUGGCGAGAAACUCAACCCCACAACUAUCGAAGGAGCGGUGAUCGGACAUCCGGCAGUUCUGGGCGCGCAAGUCAUGGGCUCGGGACAGUUCCAUGCUGCUCUGAUAAUUGAACCAGCGAAAUAUCCGGCAAACGAGCAGGAGAAGCAGCGAUUCUUGGACGAUGUUUGGCCGGUCAUCGAGAAAGUCAAUGAGCAAACUGUCGCGCAUGGCCGCAUCUUGCGGGACUAUGUCUUUUUAUCGGACCCAGAGCGACCGUUCCCACGAGCCGGCAAGGGAACGAUUCAGCGCGCUAUGGCUUCAAAGCUUUACGUAGACGACAUUCGUCGCAUCUUUGAAUCUAGCUCUGACACCAACGGCGUCUCAGCCACGGCCGUGCAGCUCGAUUUUAGCUCAGAGGCAACUCUUACGGAUGGGAUCCGUGAAUUGGUGCGAGAGACCGUGAAGCUUCCUGCUCUCGGCGUUGAUGAUGAUUUCUUUACCGUUGGCGUCGACUCGCUACAGGUUCUCCAGCUGGCUCGAGUGCUAAGCGCAAGUGUCAAGAAGACCAUUGAGGCGAGGAAUAUCUACAGCAACCCAACCAUCGCCCAGCUCAGUUCAUUCAUAAAUUCUCUAGCUGGAUCUAGUGAGAAUGGAGAUGCAGUCACCAGCGAGGCUGACGCUCUAGUCCUACAAUGCUCGGCACUUGUCGAAAAAUACACGCAGAAUCUCCCUGCCCCAACAUCCACCAAACCCCUCCCCGCCACCACAAACCAGACCAUUAUCAUCACCGGCACUACUGGAGCCGUAGGCUGCUACCUCCUCGACCUCGCGCUCGCCAACCCGGAAAUCACAAAGAUCUACUGCUUCAACCGCACAUCGGAUGCACGCGAGCGCCAAAUCGCUGCAAGCAGCUUCCGCGGCCUCUCCACCGACUUCCCCUCAUCGCGCGUCGAAUUCCUCACCGUCGACCUCUCCUCCUCCUCUAAAUUCAACCUCUCCGAAGAAAUCACAACUCGCCUCGCAGGCACAGUCGACCUCAUAAUCCACAACGCUUGGCCCGUGGACUUCAAUCAAUCCAUCGCCUCCUUCGAGCCCCACCUCCGUGGAGUCCGGCACCUCAUCGACUUCUCCGCAGCAGCCGCCAAACGCAUCCCCAUCACCUUCGUUUCAUCCGUCAGCACAGUCGAGCAAUGGCCCGAGUCCACCCCCAUCCCCGAACAAUCCCUCUCAGACUUCAGCCAGGCCUCCCAGAUGGGCUACGGCCAAUCAAAGCUUGCUGCAAGCCUGAUCCUCGACGCGGGAGCGAAUCAAUCCUCAGUGCCACGGAAUGUCGUCCGCGUAGGCCAGGUCGCCGGCCCGCGGGCCGAACAAGGCCAAUGGAACCCGCGCGAGUGGCUUCCAAGCAUCAUCCGGAGCUCACUCUUCCUAGGCCUCCUGCCUAGCAACCUGGGGUUGCUGGCUAACAUGGGCUGGGCGCCUGUGGAGGACAUCGCGGGUGUUAUUUUGGAGGUUGCUGCUGGCCAAAAUGGUGACGGCGGGUACUUCCAUGCGAUCAAUCCGAACCUACCAGACUGGGAAGGCGUUAUUGUGCCUGCGGUAACGGAGUUCUAUGGGAGCCGGAUUGAGCGUGUUGUGGGCUUUGAGGAGUGGGUGGAUGCGCUGGAGAAGAGCGCUGUUGGCGAUGUGGAUCUGGAGAAGAAUCCGGGUGUGAAGCUUUUGGAUACGUAUCGUCUUGCGUCUACUAAGGUUACUGGGGACGAGGACGUUGGUGCGGGCUUUGCGACGGAGAAGACGGAGCAGGCGAGCGAGACCAUGCGUCGGAUGGAGCCGGUUACGGCUGAGUUAAUGAAGAGGUGGUGUAAACAGUGGCAGUUCUAG